Haliaeetus leucocephalus (bald eagle) is the source of this 1097-nucleotide messenger RNA. RefSeq names its product maestro heat-like repeat-containing protein family member 2A. Gene Ontology annotation, cellular component: cytoplasm. The transcript has 10 exons. Bases 30 to 1097 code for a protein of 355 amino acids. Lineage: Eukaryota; Metazoa; Chordata; Aves; Accipitriformes; Accipitridae. The record is from RefSeq and is a predicted model, not a curated record.
AGUCUGUCCAUCCAGGGAAUCCUGCUGCGAUGAGGAGGCUGAGAGUGCUUGAAGGUUGCUGCCCGUGUGUAGGUCCCCCGCCAAGACCUACGCAUCCCGGGGGCAGAAGCAGGGCGAUGGGUUCCGUCCCUGCGGCUGGCCCCACCCUUGCUGCCGUUGCAACUUCUCUGUUGGAGCGUCUACAAGACAACGAGGGUGACCGCGUGCAGAAUUACCGCCAGCUGGAGAGCGCCUUGCAGGGAGGUGACAGCCGUUUGCCGAGCGGUCUCUUGAACCGCCUGAUAGCUGAAGCCUCUGGUGACAUAAGAGCCGCCCAGGGUGUGACCGAUGACAUGAGGACAGCCGCUAGUGACAUCCUGGUGGCGCUGGCUGGCUCCCACUUCCAUUUCGUGAUGUCCGAGCUCCAGGGACACCUGAAAGCCGUGGGGGGAACCUCCGAGGAAUUUGUCUUUGUCACCCUGGGCAAACUGGCCAGCAGCUACGCCCUGCGAUGCAUCCCUUUUGCCGGAAUGACGCUGCUCGCCCUCCGCGCCGUCCUGAGCCGAGUGGGGAGCGGACAGGUCCGGCGUGCCGUCUGCGGUGUUCUGGAGCAAUGGUCAAAAGGGGUGAAGACUUACUUCUGCUCCUGGGACAAAUGCCCCUUCCCUCGCAUCGAGGAAGCGCAGCUCUGCAAACAUGUUUACCCCCUCUAUUGCUAUGUGGUGCAAAACUGGCUGGUCUGCAAUAAGAAAGAGGACAAGCAAGCUGUCCUCAGGGCUGUGGCUGCCAUGAUUGGCGUCCUCCUGCGCGAGGAGCAGCACCGGGAAUACGCCUGGGAUCAGCUCCUCCUGUACCAAGUCGCUUUCUUGGCAACCAAGGACCGGACAAUGGAGGAGCCCUGGGACUCCACGGCGUCCCAAGUGUUUCUCGGUCUGGUGCAGCUGAGGAAGCUGAAGCCAUCUUUGAGCAGGAAGAAAAGUUGCAGCCUGCUGGCUGAGUGCUGCCACACCAUCUUGUCCUUUCCUUGCAAGGAGGAGAUGGAAGGGAGAGGGAAGAUAGCGAGGCAAACUCGGAACAUACAGGAUCCCCCCUCAGCGUGCCCUGGCAGCCCCCCGUGA